AUGCUUCUUCGUGCUCGGUUGUGCUUGGCAGUGGCCACAGUUUUCCCAACUCUAGCUAACGCCGCUGGAAUCCGGAUAAUCAACGGUUUCGAACGCGUUUACAUUCAACCUUUUGGAACCAAUGGAGUUCGUGUGAGAUCCAGUCUGAUGAGAGACCCAACGGCACCGAGCUCCGCUCUGUACGACCCUCCGAUUGAAGGCCCCGGUGGUAAUCAAGGUCUAUCUUUUGACACAGAGCUAGGCUUUCAAGAUUCCGGACAAUUUACCAACGGGGAUCUUCUUGUCUCUGUCCAGAGUGGGAGGCUUUUCUUCUACCGUCGGGAAGCCAAUGGCACCGAUACACUGCUCACAUCGGAGUACGCGGACACCAAGGCUCUUCCGUCGAGAUUCUACACGCAUGACUUCCGAACUUCGAGCUUCCAGGCUUCAUUCUCCUUCACUUCGGAUCCUGACGAACAGUUCUAUGGUGUGGGCCAACAAGCCUGUUGUGGAGAUGACUCCGUGAACAAGAAAGGACAAGUUAUCGACCUUAUCAACUUCAAUUCUCAAGUGCCAAUCCCUGUCUACAUGUCGAAUAAAGGUUAUCUCCAAUUCUUCAAUAUGCCUGGACAAGGGCAGAUCGAAUUCAGUACACGUCGGACGCGUUUUGUGGCCUCUGAAGCCACUGUUGUAGAUUAUUUCAUAACCACUGCGGCACCUCAGGACUAUGACGCGCUUCAGCAGCAAUACACUGGCGUGACUGGGCGUCAACCAACGCCUCCAGACUUUGUUUUGGGCUAUCAACAGUCCAAAUUGCGCUAUUGGAACCAAUCCCAAGUUAUCGAUGUGGCGCAACGUUUCCAUGACGAGAAGGUCAACGUAUCCUUAAUCAUCGUUGACUUCUUUGCCUGGAAAUAUCAGGGCGAUUGGUCUUUCGAUCCCGAAUUUUGGCCGGAUCCAGCUGGUAUGGCGGCGCAAGUUAAAGAACUCACUGGAGCAGAAAUGAUGGUGUCGCUAUGGCCCAGUGUUGAAGACCUCUCAGUAAAUUAUAUCUCCCUUCAACAAGAAGGGAUGUUGGCAACAACCAGGGACGGAACUGGGGUCCAGGAUUCUUUUGCUGGUGUCUAUAUUCGUCUUGUGGACUCCACGAACCCUGCUGCUCGGCAGUUUCUCUGGAAGCGCCUCAACGAUAGCUACUUCUCAAUUGGUAUACAUAACUUCUGGAUUGACCAAGCCGACGGUGGCAGUCUAGGAGAGCCAUUCCUCAACAAUGGGCAAUCCAUCAGUGCGCUUCCGUAUGCAAGAACAUUCACUCAGUACUUCAGCGGCACGCAGGAGGCAACGGGGAAGCUGUACCCUUGGUUUCAUCAGGCAGCAAUAGACGAAGGCUUGCACAAUUUGACCAACAGCGAAAGUACAACGUCUUGUGAAUACAUGUCUCUAACGAGAAGUACGUUCGCCGGUGGACAGCGGUAUUGUUCGUACCUCUGGAGUGGUGACACCUCGUCAGACUUCAGUGCGAUGGCACAACAGAUCACUGCUGGAGUGUCAGUAUCAGCUUCGGGGAUCUCCUCGUGGACCUUGGAUAUUGGCGGGUUCAACGGUUUGAAUGUGGAUACUGAUGCUGGACGAGAGCUAUUCGUUCGGUGGUUUGCUAUGGGUGUAUUCUUGCCCUAUGGAACUCAUCGAUUAUACAGUGAUCGGCAGUGUAAUAUUCCGGAGGCAGCGGACGUACUCUUCGGAAAUAACUGUCCAAAUGAGCCAUGGGCCUACGGGGAGGAGAAUUUUGUCAUUCUCAAAGAGUAUAUCGCUCUUCGCUACCAGCUCAUACCAUACGUCAAGAAGUUGUUCCAAAUGCUUCAGGCUACAGGCAGGACCAUCAUGAGACCAUUAUAUUAUGACUUCUCGCUGUUUGACGACAAUGUUGUGAACGGGACGAAGGCGAACGACCCGAGCAUCAUCCACGAAUACAUGUUUGUUGUUUGUAACUGGCUGUCAUGCGAUAUUCUUGUGUUUCCUCAUAACACAGGUCCGCGCAUCCUCGUCGCACCAGUUACAGAGGCCAAUGUGACUUCCAAGGAGGUAUAUCUUCCUUUCCUCCCCGAUUCUUGGGUAGAACAAGGAUUGUCGUGGACGCACUGGUGGACAGAUGUUGAAUUCGGACACGGCGGCAUCUUUGUCAAUGUCAGCGCAGAACUAGGAGAAAUUCCUGUGUUCUAUUUGGGCACAAAGGAAGACAUUUUUAGCGGGAACGUUUAA
Guyanagaster necrorhizus is the source of this 2238-nucleotide messenger RNA. Its product is annotated as glycoside hydrolase family 31 protein. NCBI's taxonomy places the organism in Eukaryota, Fungi, Basidiomycota, Agaricomycetes, Agaricales, Physalacriaceae. The transcript has 18 exons. Bases 1 to 2238 code for a protein of 745 amino acids. Gene Ontology annotation, biological process: carbohydrate metabolic process. Gene Ontology annotation, molecular function: carbohydrate binding; hydrolase activity, hydrolyzing O-glycosyl compounds. The record is from RefSeq and is a predicted model, not a curated record.